AUGCGUCCUCUCCCUCAACCUCCUUGGAUGCGCAACUAUCGCAGGAAAGUUCCCAGUAUCAUCGCCAGUAUCCGAAAUCUCCCUGAAGGAGUGACACCAACUCUUGAGAGCAUCCCGCAAAUCGAUGAAUCUUUGAAGGCAACCGAGCCGUUUUCUCCCUUUUCUUCCCUUAUUCGCGACAUGCAAGAAACUGAGUUCGAGCGUUGGGGGCCGCACCUUGAAUGGGUUAUCAAGGAAGAUUGCGAAACUCUCAGUAAUGCGUCGAAGGAGCAGGUACGCGAUCGGUUUUCUCAGUGGGCUUCCAAGCGGUCUAUUGAAAGAGAUGGUACUGGAGCAGAGGAUCCAUUAGCAGAACUUCUCCCCGGAUACCGAUAUUGUAUCUAUGUUGACGAGAAAUGUCUCGACACCGUGGACCAAUACGCCGCCUGGUCGAGGCGGGCGCUGAAGGUCAUGAAAGGGUUGUCGUCUGUGUCGUGCUGGAUGGGAAAUGCGAACCCGGAGGCCGAGGUAGAAAUGGAUAUCCCUCUAUCGAAGGGUGUACCAAGGAACACACAGGCUGGAUUUGCACAGGCGUAG
Messenger RNA from Fusarium fujikuroi IMI 58289, 576 nucleotides. RefSeq lists its product as uncharacterized. The transcript has 2 exons. NCBI's taxonomy places the organism in Eukaryota, Fungi, Ascomycota, Sordariomycetes, Hypocreales, Nectriaceae. The record is from RefSeq and is a predicted model, not a curated record. The coding region runs from base 1 to 576 and encodes 191 amino acids.